GUAGCUUUCAGUUUACGUCCAUUCACUCAGUUGAGAGCUUGCGGUGUGUCUCUCACAGCAAAAGAUUUUCGCGUGUUUUUUUUUCUCGCUUCUGCGUGCGUGACCCUCUAUGCUGGUGCUUUUAGUUACAUCUCCUGCCACCCUCUGAAUUUCUUCUCUUGCCCAAAAAUCAGGUAAAAAAAAAAUUCAAAGGCAGAGAAGAUGGUGAUCUGGAUUCACAGUGCUUAUUAAAAAAAAUCCAUUAACACAAAAAAAAAUUAAUUUUCCUACUAACAAAUCUCGGGAAUUUCCUCCAAGAGUGGGAAAUUCUCUUGGAGCUAAAUAGAGCGUAAAGAAUAGAAAACUAACAUCUUGGGCGGGAGUUUUGGGGGCUCUUCUGCUAACACAAAAAAAAAUGGAGGACAAUCGAUCUAUCGACAUGGAGGCGCCGGAAUUCAAGGAUUUUGCCAAGGAAAUGGUGGAUUAUAUUGCCAACUACCUGGAAAAUAUUCGCGACAGGCGUGUACUUCCCACCGUUCAGCCUGGGUACCUGAGGCCCCUGAUUCCCGAUGAGGCUCCCCAAAAGCCCGAGCAGUGGCAAGAUGUGAUGGCAGACGUGGAGCGUGUGAUCAUGCCCGGAGUCACGCACUGGCACAGCCCACGCUUUCACGCGUACUUUCCCACCGCAAACUCCUACCCAGCCAUCGUGGCGGAUAUGCUGAGCGGCGCCAUUGCCUGCAUUGGCUUCACUUGGAUCGCCAGCCCAGCUUGCACAGAACUGGAGGUCGUGAUGCUAGACUGGCUGGGAAAGAUGCUGGAUCUCCCUGAGGAAUUCCUCGCGUGCUCUGGUGGAAAAGGUGGCGGCGUGAUUCAGGGCACAGCCAGUGAGGCAACACUUGUGGCUCUUCUGGGCGCCAAAGCGAAGACAAUGAAGCGCGUGCGGGAGGAACAUCCAGACUGGGAUGAGGCGACAAUUGUCUCAAAGCUCGUUGGAUACUCCUCAAUUCAGUCGCAUUCAUCGGUGGAACGUGCAGGAUUGCUGGGUGGCGUCAAGUUGCGCUCCCUGAAGGCAGAUGAGAAGAAUAGCCUCCGCGGGGAGACCCUCGAGGCGGCAAUUAAGGAAGAUUUGGCUGCUGGAUUAAUUCCCUUCUAUGCUGUAGCCACACUGGGGACCACAAACUCCUGUGCUUUUGACUGUCUCGAAGAAAUUGGACCAGUUGGGAAUAAAUACGACGUGUGGGUUCAUGUGGACGCUGCUUAUGCUGGUUCAGCAUUCAUCUGCCCCGAGUACAGGUACUUAAUGAAGGGCAUUGAAACGGCGGAUUCGUUCAACUUUAAUCCCCACAAGUGGAUGCUGGUGAACUUUGACUGCUCCGCAAUGUGGCUGAAGGAUCCCCGUUGGGUGGUGGAUGCCUUCAAUGUGGAUCCUCUCUAUCUCAAACACGACAUGCAGGGCUCAGCUCCAGACUACCGUCACUGGCAGAUUCCACUCGGGAGGCGCUUCCGUGCCCUGAAGCUGUGGUUCGUCCUCCGCCUGUAUGGCAUUGAGAAUCUCCAGGCGCACAUUCGGCGUCACUGUGGCUUUGCCAAGCAAUUCGAAGCUCUCUGCCGUGCUGACAAUCGCUUCGAGAUUGUGGGUGAUGUAAAUAUGGGGCUGGUGUGCUUCCGCCUCAAGGGUAGCAAUGAGCUCAAUGACACCCUCCUGAAGCGCAUCAAUGGGCGCGGGAAGAUUCAUCUCGUACCCUCCAAGAUUAACGACGUCUUCUUCCUCCGUAUGGCCGUUUGCUCGCGCUUCACCGUCUCCCAGGACAUGGAGUUCUCCUGGCGAGAGGUGGCGGCUGCUGCUGAUGAAGUACUCGCCGAUAAGACCAUGAAGAACGGACAUGCCUAAAAAAUGCGAGCAUAUUAAAAAAAAAACGUUAUUUAUGAAGUAACACUUUGAAUCGAUGGGAACAAUUUUUCUUUUCUUGUAGAAUUAAGAGACAAUAAAAGCUUUUUGUGUAGCGUUAA
This is a messenger RNA of Lutzomyia longipalpis, 1989 nucleotides long. Its product is annotated as aromatic-L-amino-acid decarboxylase. Gene Ontology annotation, molecular function: aromatic-L-amino-acid decarboxylase activity; pyridoxal phosphate binding. The transcript has 6 exons. Lineage: Eukaryota; Metazoa; Arthropoda; Insecta; Diptera; Psychodidae. The coding region runs from base 395 to 1870 and encodes 491 amino acids. Gene Ontology annotation, biological process: amino acid metabolic process; serotonin biosynthetic process; catecholamine metabolic process. The record is from RefSeq and is a predicted model, not a curated record.